UGAUUGAUGGUACAACAGCUCCGCCAGUGCAGAAGCAAGAGAGAGAAGGCAGGCUGCUGCCUCCCUGUCGUGACCGAGCAAAGAGGGUCAGGUCGGCCUCGCCAGUCGAACAUCGCCCCUCGUCCACAUGGCGGAGGGCGGGGAGAAGGCUGCUGCUGGCCUGUCCAGCGACUCGACUCUUGAACGCCCGAAUGUGGACGUGGAGAUGGAUUUGGAGCCUCCGGACGAGGCAGAGGAGAAGAGAGGGCAGGAGCAAGUGGCUGAAGAGGGACAAGGUGCAACUGCGCAAACACGCGCUGAGCAGACGCCCAUCGCCAUUCCUCCGAGUCCUCCGCCGAGACGGCAACUCCGAGCGCGAAAGGCAGCCCAGCUCAAACCUUAUACGACCGAGAUGGAACGGUACAAGCGAAGGCUGAUUCGAAACGACUGGCAGGACGCCCUCGUGGCCAAUCCAAGCUUGCUACGCGCCCUGAGGGAGAGGAGGAAGGAGGAGGAGGGUGCCCAGGCCGCCAAUAUGGAGGCGAGCCAAUUCGUACAAGAAGCCAUUGAAGAGCGCAGGAAGCAGAGGCGCGCCCGACGGGACAAAGCCGAUCCUCAAAGAAACGGGUCAAGACAGCGACGACAGAAUCCCGAAGAAUUGGCUCGGGGCAUCAAGGGCAAGGGCAAGGACAGAGAAGGAGAGAGGCCGCACAAACAGAAGCGCCUAACUGAAGAGGAAAUCACUGCAAUUAUCGGACCAGCUCUGUCGUCUUCCGAUGAUGGCGAAAACGAUGAUGACAAUACAAGCGAUAGUGGCGAGGGAGAGGCGAUGAUGCUGCGCAACAGGCAGCAUAGUGCCGUCGACGACACUGGAACCAAUCUCGAAAUGGCCCGAUUGAGCGAUCGAAACGAGAUCCGAUCCAACAACGUAAUCGACUUGGUACACGAGACCGAUGGACAGAGAAGCAGUGCUGGAGAAGAAGAAGAGGAAGAGGAAGAGGAAGAAGAGGAAGAGGAGGAAGGUUCUUCGCAUCUUCACAGUCACCUUGGCCCACUCGGCGGACCUCGCAAGAACCGAGAUCCGGCCGAGUACGACAAGCUCUUUCGAUAUUUGCGUCGAAUGAUGCCAAUCGGUCAGGCCCGUCGAUACAUCGAAGACGUCAAGGCCAUGGACAGGGAGUACGAGGAAGGUGGUGGGCGUCUUCGUCGUCAAAGGGCUACUUUGGUCGAUGAGGAAGACGCACAAGGAAACAGAAAACGGCAAGAUGCCUCGAGAUCGGCCUCUCCUUCGCUAAGGCCAGGGCAAGCAAAGAAAAAGGCGCCAGUAGACAGACGGCAAUAUGUCGACGAUGGCCGAUUUGAUCUUGUGGGCGACCCCGAGGACGAAGAUAACUCACCGUCGGCACUUGCGACGCCGAGUUCGCUGUCGCACGAUGACGAGAGCUGGAGCAGGAUGAGCUCGCCCUUGACGUCUGUUUUCGAUGGUCAGCGAACGGGGCCAGGUGAUCAUCGCCAUCACGUCAUAGGGGAGGCGUGGCCAGUAAGCAUCGAUUCCAGCGACGAGGAGGUAGAGGAAGACGAUGAUGAGAGCUUUGCAGCUUGGUGGGUGACCUAUCCUCAGAGCAGACUAGCUGCAAGAAAAGGGAAGAAGGUGUCAAGGAGGGCGCACGUCAGGGAAGACGAAAUCGACAGGAUGCUGACACGGGCGGCUACGACGACCAAGAGAAGGCACGGUGACGCUUCUGGAGGCUACCGGCGGCAACGUGAUCCCGCCCCGAAUCCUCGCACAAAGUCUCGAAAGGCAAUGGCUCGGAUGCCUCGCCCGGAAGCGCAGAGGACAUUGGCACCAGCCAGACCGCGAGGUAACUUUGUAGCCAAAGCACGACCUGCCGCCAGGUCGCCUCGGAUGACUGGCAUCCCAAGCGGGAUCACAACUGCAAGGUCAAAUCCACCCGUUGUCGAACCGAGGCAGCGCCGUCUUCUGUCUUUUGAUGAUGACGGUCUCUUUGAAGCGGCUUCCGGCAUCGAGCCGACGAUGAUAGAGACAGUCGCCGGGACGAAGGCCACACGUCAACCUCGGCUCCCGCUCUCGGCCUUGGUGCCCCGCCAGGAUCACAAUCUGCAAGGGUUUUCUCGAGGAGAGGACUCGCCAGUAACCAAGGACAAGAAGAUGAGGAUCCCUCACCAGACACAUCUCGACGAUCACUUGACGAAGAGCUCGGGAGUCGCAUCUCCGCAGGGCCAUAUCAAAGUCGAUGAGGCAGAGACGUGGGCCGACUUGGGCGAUGUCCGCAUCGAUUUCGAUAUUUUGCCGCCUCCUUUGGGCAUGUCCUUUGCGCCAGACACGUACUUGGGCAAGGGAAGGCUUCAUGAGCUUCUUCACUUCGAGGACAAAAAGCCCAAGCCACAGUUCACAUCCAUCUUUGGUGUCGAUUUUGAUCCCACGACGUUCGACAUGUGCAGGCAAGGGCCUGAGGUGGCAACGGCAAUGGACGCCAUCUUCGAUGAGGUCUGCAAGCAACUCACCCUCUCGCAAGAGUCGCAACAGGACGUGCAAUGGCCUCUCAGAACGAUCCGAACACGAGCGGCUGACCUGCUCCGCUUCUUGAACCUGGCCAUGUCCAGCCUCGAGGGACAGGAAUCGCCAUCGGACAUCCGCAAGACUGCAUAUUGGCUCGCCAAUCGCAUCGAUCACCUACUCGAACGGCUGCGUCUUGGUUUGUGCGAAUCACAAAAGCGAUACAAGGGCGACGUCUUCCGUCUCCAACUUACUCUUCGAUGGGCAAAGGUCGAGCUCUUCUGGCGGGUGCGUGCGCUCUGCCUCGAUGGCGCCCGUGACGACCUAAUAGACGGAUUACGCGAUGGUCUUGACGAGGACGACGAUGUAGAAGGAUCUCUCGAUGCGGCUUGUCGACAAGUGAUGCUGAGCCUGCUUGUGCAUGGCUUCCAUCGGACGAUGAAGGGCUACAAAGGUGCCUGUGAGCGCCAGAGAGGCGGUAGUACAUGCGGUGUUGAUGAGACGGGGUUUCGCGAUGAGAGUGCAGAGACUUGGGUCUGCUUGAUCCAUCUCCUCUCGAAGUGUCGCUUUAAUCCGCAGGAUCGAUUCUGGGGCGUUUUCGACGAAGCCUAUCAGCAGUACCAGGCCCUCUUCUCGGCCAAGGCCAGGUCCUCGGUCGGCCAGGCUGAGGCAACCUGGUUCAUCAUCUAUGCACUUUGCGCCCUCUCUCGCUUUUCGGCGUCCAUUGGAGCUUCCUCGACAAAGUCGCCCCUCGAAGCCAAUUGGUCACUGGUGGGCAAGGUGGUGGGGUCGGUCAAGCUCCGCUUUGACGACCAUGUCGAAAGCAAAUUGUCGAGCCGAGCGCUGAAGAAGCGAGACGGCUACAUUCGCAUCAUCCUGGCUAGAAUACUCCUCCUGGCUCAGCGUGCUGCCUGGAAAUUCCAGGAAGCCGAGGCGAUGCUUGCCGCGCUGUUUCAGAUCUUUGAGAGUCACCGACUGGCCGAUCUUCCGACGGACGAAGAACACGAUUUCGCACCCUUCUUGUACCGCUACGACGACUCUGCCCUCUAUUCGAUCGAUGACACAGAGCGGACAGGCGGUGAAAGCGCCUUUCAAACGUUCCUGUGCAUAUUGGCGUGGGCGGCUCGAGACUUGAAGCAAGGCGCCGGCGCCGGCGCCGGCCAAGGUGGAGACCGUAUGGUGUCCAGGCUCUUUUCAAGAAUGACACCAGUCCGAAUCAUGGACUUUACCCGGCAAAGGCCGCCCACGAACCACGAGCGGUCGUCACUCUUUAACCAUUACUCGAUUGCCAUGCUCAACCUGCAUCUUGUUCCCAGUGCCCAUGUCCAGCGCUUUCGACAGAUCCGGAGCUUCUUGGCGUUCGAGAAGGCGGAUUGGCGCUCGCAGCUAGCCUGCAUCAGGGCCAUGAUGUACGCUGCUGUCCUGUACCAACACCACAAUCUCGAUGUCGCCCCCGUCGCCUCGUGGUUCUCGUCCAUUCUGAGAUCUCUCUUGACCGAUUUCGACGAGCUACAAAGAACGAGACCCGAGCCGGGACAGAGCUUUGCAUACGGCAGGAGGGUUGGCGAGGUGACGAACCUGCUCAAGGCAUCGCUUCGCUCUGUCCAGUACGUGAUUCGUCAUCCCGGCUUAAGGCACAGUUGCCAGCACGAGGAGUCACGUCGAGUCAGGUAUCCAGAUGUAUCACUGAUAGACCCCGCCUGGACGGAGAAGCUGUUCGACUCGCAGGCGAUCAUGAGCGCCGACAUUGCCCGCGAGGCUUUCGCAUGUCUUUGGCGCUUCCUCGAAGCAAGAAGUGAGGCAGUUCAAGAAGCGGCAAUCACCAGCUCGACCGUCCAGCCCGCAGCGGCACAAGACGAGGACAGUCAGGAUAGUUAUGCAGAAUUGUUCGAUGAAGUCGACUUUGACGAUCCAGCCUUGGCCCGGAUGCUCGAUGUAGGGGCUGAAGCGAUGGCAGGCGCAGCGCCAACGACCUCUUCUCAACGGCAGGAAGACCAGGAUGGGAUCCUUGUCAGGCGAAAGGAUCGAGAAUUUGCAGAGCUUGCCGCCAGCAGGAUUUCCCCUGCCAUCUUUCGCUUCAUCACAAAUUCCCUUCACCCUGAUCGGAUCGGCUCAAGAGCAUACGUGCUGGCUUGCUCCGACGAUGAAGAAGACGAGGAACUGGAAAUAGUUACCAAAGACGACGAUGGAGAAGAGCAACGCCAAUCUCUCGAAGCGGCAAUUGACGUAUGGGUCUCAUUCGCGUCCGCAGUUGUUGCCUCCUCGUCUGGUGCCCGCUCUUGGGUAGGCUACGUCAACUUCGGUGGCAAAGAAUCAUUCAAGAAUCUUUCGCACGGUAUUCACAAGCGCGAAGUAGGCCUCCGCUUUCUCUGGAACGUGCUUCAUCUCCUCGAGCAGAAAAACGAGCUAGACCGCUUCGACGAGCUUAGCAAGGAUAUGUGGAGCAUCUGGUUUGCGUCAAUUGUUGCAAGGCGCCUCUCUGUCGUUCUGCCGGACUUCACAGCGAUGCUGGCAAAGAUGGACGUGAAACUCUUCGAAGGGUCCAACUUCCGUGACGGUGGCGAGAAGAGACAGGAACACUUCAAGAAGACGAGGCUCGACCUCUUGCUGUGCAUCCUCGAGAACGUCGACAAGACUCUCGCCAACGACAAGGACAAAGUCGUGGCACAGCGCGUCGUCGGUGGUCUCUCGUCGCUCCUCUCCUCUUUGAGAAUCUAUGUCGAGGAGGUCAUCUCUUCCUCUGCGGAGGGCAAAGGACACACGAGGGGUAAAGACUACGUGGACUUCAGCGGGAGAGUCCUGUCCGCGCUGGAACGCAAAGUCGCAAAUGAAGAAGUAAGGAGGGGAAUUAAGGUAGAGCUGGGUCGGACGAAAGCCGUGGUGCAAAGGGCGCAGGAGAUUGUGUAGGAACUGUACUGUAUCAGUAAAGCUAGCUAGCAUAUACCACUGCAGAAUCAUUAUCCAGCCGUGCGUCUCGACUAGCAAUGAGA
Messenger RNA from Acaromyces ingoldii, 5487 nucleotides. RefSeq lists its product as hypothetical. The record is from RefSeq and is a predicted model, not a curated record. Lineage: Eukaryota; Fungi; Basidiomycota; Exobasidiomycetes; Exobasidiales; Cryptobasidiaceae. Gene Ontology annotation, cellular component: nucleus; Cul8-RING ubiquitin ligase complex. Gene Ontology annotation, biological process: double-strand break repair via homologous recombination; replication fork processing. Bases 128 to 5404 code for a protein of 1758 amino acids. The transcript has 3 exons.